GUUUGCCUCAAAAGUCCCCGGGUUUGACAUCAACAGCUCCUUUCUUAAUCUCUGGAUGCUCAGAAUCCACAAACGGUCCAAGCUGAGUUUUAAGUGCUCCCUCAAGAUACAAUUAACACACCAUACAUGUAGUCUUAUAUAUAGAAAGGUCUGAACGAAUCUUAGUUACCAACCAGCACGAGUAACUGUGGUGGCUUCCUUUUCGCAUGAACUAGUAGCUCAUUCAGUGGCUCAAAUAGAAAAGUUGUCUAAUGUGGUGAAUGGUCUGGAUGCAAUUAUCUGCCAAGAUAAAGACCCUUAAGCAUAAUUUCGAGUCUCAAACUAGAGGAUUAUAAUGCUAUCCGACUCUUAAACAAACCACCCUUGUGAUUGAAAACGACAACUUAAUAUAUAUGGUUUGUAAUAGGCUCGGGAAUAUGAAAUAUGUUAUUUAUUAGACUGUGUAAUAUGUUUUGCAUUAGCUCUUAUUCAUAUUUGAGAGCGACCUAUGAUUGUAUAUUCCUAGAUUUUUUAUUUUUAUUUUGGUACAGCCUUUGGUAGUACUAAUAUUUGUUGAUGUGGGGUUUGAAAAAUAUAAUAGUCAGGGUAAGAAUGAUCAUGUUGGUUCCUAAGGUGUUUGAUGUGGAGGGGUGGUUUUGUUAUCUUUAGAGGAAUCAAUGAAUUUCCGCGAAUGCUUCUACUUUAAUAAUAUAUAGAUUUGCUUUUCAAUCUUUGAACAUGCACAGAUUAAUUAUCAUUAAUGGCAUAAAUAUCUUCACAAAAAGAUCAAUUACUAUUUACUUACAUAUCUUAUUUAAUUUUACAGAAAUAUACUACUAUUUAUAAAUAACUUUAUUAUGUAAAUUGAUUUCAUAUCAAAUAUAUCCAUUUUAUUAAAUUGUGUAUAUAUAACUUUUUGGAAAAAUAUCUCAUAAUGGGUUACUUAUAGGCCAUACAAGUCUUUUAAAAAAAAUAAUUGUAAUAGUAUUUCAUCAUGCCUCAUCAUAAAAUAUCUGUGCUCAGUUAAUAUAGUAGCCAAAGUUUCAAAAUUCAGAAAUGGUUACAAUCCCCAGAAGUAAAUCCCCUAUAUGUGUCCAGUGACUUCUCUAUAAAUUGUAUCAUUUCCUCAACGUUUUUGUUUGUUCUAACAAAUCGCUGCACUAAGAUGGAAACACCAAAUAGCUUAGAAAAAAUCUCAAGGUGGGAAAAUAUGGAGAAAAACAUAUUAGCCAAGAUAUUUGGGAUGCUCAACGUUGUUGAUAUAAUCAAGGGGAUAUCUCGCGUCUGUGUCUCUUGGUUCCUUGCUUCUCACAACAAAUCUUUAUGGAAGACUAUAGACUUAAGUAAUCUCAAGUCAAUUAUUUCAAAAUUUUCUGCUAAGGCAGACCAUCUGUCUAAUGACGAAGAACACCAAUAUGAGCUCAGAAAUAUAUUGGCUGAGAUAACUAAAUUUAACAGCUCAGUCACGACAAAUCUAGUUUUUGAUAACUGUUACUAUAUACAAGACGAGGAACUCGCGAUCAUUGCUCAAAGGAUGCCAAACGUAAAAAAAUUGUCACUGCCGCUCUAUCGUAAUCUCAAUAAGAAUUCACUAAUGUUUACAUUCAGCCAGUGGAAGAAUCUCAAAACGUUAGUCAUUACUCAACCUGGUUUACCCAUUAGAAAUGCUAACUUUCGCGCCAUUGGAGAGAACUGCAAGAACCUCACCAGCCUAAAGCUUAUCCGGCUUUUAGACAAUGACUUAGCCUAUCAAAUUGUGAGUUACUUCUCAAACCUGGAGAGUUUAAGCUUCCGAGGUGCAGCUUUAUACAUAGAUGCACUAUUGUCGCUUGUCACUGAUCACCAAAACCUCAGGAACCUAAAUCUUUCACAUUGCUUAUACAUAGAUUGUAAAGGAUUUGCUAAUGUAUACUACAAUAACUACAUAAAGGCGUCAGGUUUAGAGACCGAAAAUAUCGUACAAACUGCCACUCAAAAGCUUGACACAUUUAUCGUGUGUUCAAAUCAUUGCGAGACAUGCAACGAGUUGCGGGGACGUAUGCGAGGUCGUUGGGAUUUUCACUGCAACUACUGUAUGUUGUCCAAUGACCAAUGGAAAACUGAUGAGAUAAAGGAACUUGAAUUUUAAAAUUUCUAAGUUUUGUUUAGUGUCUUGAAUAAAUGUUUAUUUUCAUGGAAAAUAUUUUGUUAUUGGACUAUUCUUCUUGUUUCUUUCCUACAAUCGUUUAUAAAUCUCUUAUCAAUUUAUAAUAUAUAUAUAUCAAUUUACUUUAUAUAUUUAUCGCAUAAAUUCAAAACAGUUUACUGAAAGUUAACAUUUGUUCAUGAUUAAGUUUUGAGUAAAUGUUUACUUUCAUGGAAAAUAUUUGUCACUAUU
Brassica napus (rape) is the source of this 2356-nucleotide messenger RNA. RefSeq names its product putative F-box protein At4g11580. The coding region runs from base 1145 to 2107 and encodes 320 amino acids. Lineage: Eukaryota; Viridiplantae; Streptophyta; Magnoliopsida; Brassicales; Brassicaceae. Gene Ontology annotation, molecular function: protein binding. The record is from RefSeq and is a predicted model, not a curated record. The transcript has 3 exons.